CCAAGCCCGCGGCCCUACAGUACGCCAAGGCCGCGACCCUACAGCACACCGGCACCGCGGCCCUACAAUACGCCGAGCCCGCGGCCUUACAGUACGCCGAGCCCGCGACCCUACAGUACACCGAGACCACGGCCCUAUAGCACACCAGCCUCGCGGCCCUAUACUACACCUUCCCCGCGGCCUUACAAGCCUAGGUCCUAUCCACGAACUUACAGGACGUCAUCCACACGGAACUACAACGACAUUGGAGCGCCUAGACCAUAUAGCUCAACUAAGCAUCAAUCUUCGAACAGCUCUGAUCAAUCCCCGAGGCCCUACAAGUCCGGUCCAUCUCAGCGGCCCUACAGCUCUAGCCCAUCCCCACGGCCCUACAGCCCCAGCCCACCUCAUCGGCCCUACAGUUCCAGUCCAUCGCCUCGUCCUUACAGUUCCAGUCCACCACCACGACCCUAUACCUUAAGCUCAUCUCCAAGGCCGCACAGUUCAACUCCAUCUCCAGGACCCCACUAUUCCAGCCCGUCUCCUCGGCCUUACGGCGUUAGUCCCCACAGAGUGACUUACAGCCCUAGUCCAUCGCAGCGACCGUACAGUUCCAGUCCGUACCCCCGGCCCUACAGCAGCUCGCCGCGCCCCAGGCCCUACAGUAGCUCACCACGCCCCAGGCCCUACAGUAGCUCACCACGCCCCAGGCCCUACAGCAGCUCGCUGCGCCCCAGUCCCUACAGCAGCACAGCCGGUCCGCAGACAGCGCAGCCAGUCACGCCGCUGCCGGCGCCGCCGACCGUCGCAGGGAGCGAGCGGCCCGUCUCCGGAGCACGCCAGCCCGCCACCAAGGGCGAGGAGAAGCGCACUGUAUCCGCACACUCACCUGCUGAGAGUGAGGAGCGCCCGGGGGCACAGCUUGGUGCAGUGCGUGCGCCGCACCGGCCAGAAGAACGCCGUGUCCCAGGGCACACCGAGGGCGGUUUGCGAUCCGGAAGAAAAGAGCAUUACGACGCCCAGCGUCCUGAGGCGCAGACGAACUCACUAGAAGACGAGAGCGGCGUUUUACUUGAAGAUACUGACCAGCUGCCCGUGCUGCCCCACCCUGAGCGGUACAUAGCACCUCCCCAUCGGCAGCAGGACACGGCGCCUGCGCACGCUAACGGCCAUGGCCGUCCUCACCGCGACCAGGUCCCCGACGCCCGUCCCGAGCGGCCACCGCCCGCUCGAGCGUCCUCUGGCGGCGAGCCGGCUGCGCCGUCACUCAGCGGACCCUACUUCCCGGUGACCACGAGCGUGCCGCCGAGCCACGGCCGGCCGGACGAGCCCGAGUUUGGCGCCAGGAUCGGUAAGCGGAAGCGGUACACGGGCUGA
Messenger RNA from Pollicipes pollicipes, 1356 nucleotides. RefSeq names its product extensin. The transcript has 2 exons. NCBI's taxonomy places the organism in Eukaryota, Metazoa, Arthropoda, Thecostraca, Pollicipedomorpha, Pollicipedidae. The record is from RefSeq and is a predicted model, not a curated record. The annotation marks the transcript as partial.